UAUACAGGGACUGGGAAGUGAAACAGAACGCAUGGGCUGAUGAGAGGCUGUUAGAGAUUGUGUAUUACUAAGUGACGUGAAGUAGGAAGUCGCUGGAAAAGGUAGAGUGAUUCCAUGCCUGUGGGCGGGACUUGAAGGUAGAUUUCCCGCGCUGUAUGGAUCGUACUUUGGGAAUUAUUAUUACACAUUGCUAGUAGAUCGGAUUUUUUAUUUUUUUUUGCUUGAUCAGACAAAAAGGCAAAAACCUUCAAGAUGUCAAAAAUAGAGAAAAUGAGCAUACUCGGUGUGCGAAGCUUUGGAGUAGAGGAUAAGGACAAGCAAGUCAUAACUUUCUUUACUCCGCUGACAAUUUUGGUAGGACCAAAUGGAGCAGGGAAAACUACUAUUAUUGAGUGCCUCAAGUAUAUCACAACGGGUGAUUUUCCACCUGGGUCUAAAGGAAACACUUUUGUCCAUGAUCCAAAGGUUGCUCAUGAAACAGAUGUUAGAGCACAGAUUCGUCUUCAACUCCGAGAUGUCAAUGGACAACUUGUGGCUGUGCAACGGUCUAUGGUGUGCACUCAGAAAGGGAAAAAAACUGAAUUUAAAACAUUGGAAGGAGUGAUCACCAGAAUGAAGCAUGGAGAGAAAGUCAGUCUUAGUACGAAAUGUGCAGAAAUGGACAGAGAGAUGAUCAGUACAUUAGGAGUGUCCCCCGCCGUUCUGAACAGUGUCAUCUUCUGUCACCAGGAAGAUUCCAACUGGCCUCUGAGUGAGGGGAGACAGCUGAAGACAAAGUUUGAUGAGAUCUUUUCAGCAACCAGGUAUAUUAAAGCCUUGGAUACUUUGCGUCAGGUGAGGCAGAAGCAAGGACAGCGGGUGAAAGAAUGUCAAACAGAGCUGAAGUAUCUAAAACAGAAUAAGGAGAAAGCAAGGGAAAUCCAAGACCAGCUACGGAGUAAAGAGGCCCAGUUAGCAGCCUCUAAAGAGAAUGUGAAGUCUAUUGAUAACCAACUUGAUCCACUCAAAAGUCGGUUGACGGAAAUUCAGAAAAACCUUUCUAAAGUAAUGAAGCUGGAUAAUGAUAUAAAAGCGUUGGAAAGCAGGAAAAAGAACAUGGAAAAGGACAAUCAGGAUUUAGAAGAUAAAAUAGAGAAGAUUUUCCAGGGGACAGAUGAAGAGCUUAAUGAGAUGUACCACAACCAUCAGAAGACUGUGAGAGACAAGGAAAGGAAGCUCAAUGAUUACCAGCGUGAGCUGGACCGAGUAGUUAAAGACUGCCAGAGAUUAAACCGAGAAAAGGGGGAAUUGCUGGUCCAGCAGGGCCGCCUGCAGAUGGAGGCUGACCAGCACCAGCAACAUAUCAGAACUCGAGACUCACUUAUGAAGACCUUGGCAGCACAACUGGAGCUUGAUGGAUUUGAGCGAACACCAUUCAGUCAGAGACAGAUAGUAAGCUUUCAGAAAUUAGUCAAAGAAAGACAAGAAAAAGAUGAAAUGGAGGCUAAUCAGAUAAUGAAGGAGUUUUCAGACAAAGAAGCAGCUAAACAGAGACAAAUAGAUGAGAUCAGAGACAAGAAGACAGGCCUGGAGCGGACUAUUGAGUUAAAGUCUUCUAUGCAGAACAAAAAACAGGGAGACCUCAGGAACAUCAAAUCUGAGCUACAGCAACUGGAAGGUUCCUCUGACAGACUGCAGGAACUUGAUGAAGAACUUCUAAAAAUGGAGCGGGAACUGGAGGGCGUUGAACGGAACUGCAAUGUAGAAGCUCUGAGAUCAGAGGUUGAACAGCUUCAGAAUCAGAGGUCUGAACUGGACAGAACAGUGCGAAAGCUGGAUCAGGAGAUGCAGCAGCUCAACGCCCACACAAUGACACGGACACAGAUGGAUAUGCUGAAAAAGGAUAAAGCUGAAAAAGAGGAUCAUAUUCGAAAGAUAAAAUCCAGACACAGCGAUGAAUUAACUUCUUUAUUGGGAUACUUCCCAACUAAGAAGCAGCUUGAAGACUGGCUGUAUGCUAAGCAGAAAGAUAUUAAUCAGACACGGGACAAGCUGGCCAAGUUGAACAAAGAGCUAGUGUCAGCUGAGCAGAAUAAAAGUCACAUGAGCAAUGAGCUACGAAAAAAAGAACAACAAUGUGGAUCUUAUGAAGAAAAACUCUUUAAUGUUUGCGGUAGCCAAGACUUUGACAGUGAUGUAACACGCCUGCUUGAUGACAUAGAAAAGUCUUCUAAACAACGAGCAAUGCUGGCAGGGGCCACAGCUGUGUACACCCAGUUUAUCACCCAGCUAACAGAGGAUAAUCAGCCCUGCUGUCCAGUGUGCCAAAGGAUCUUCCCCUCAGAAGCCGAGCUGCAAGAUGUCAUUAAUGACAUGCAGUCAAAAUUGCGUCUGGUUCCAGAUAAACUCAAAUCUACAGAAACUGAUUUAAAGAGAAGAGAAAAAAGGAGAGAUGAAAUGAUGGAGCUGAAGCCAAUGAGGCAAAUGCUGAUUGAUCUUAAGGAAAAAGAAAUCCCUGAACUAAGAAACCAGUUGGUGGCAAUAAACCGAGAAAUACAGCGUUUAAAGAAUGAUGUAGAAGAGCAAGAAACUCUGAUAGCAACUUUUAUGUCUGAGGAAGACAGUGCAAAGGCCUGUCUACAGGACAUAUCCCUAAUGGAGAGGUAUCAGAUGGAGUUAAGGGAUGUGGAGCGGAAGAUAGCACAGCAUGCUACUAAACUGCAGGGGGUGGACCUUAAUCGUACUGUUCAGCAGGUGAACCAAGAGAAACAAGAAAAGCAGCAUAGUUUGGAUAAUGUUUCUGGUAAAAUUGAGCUGCUGCGCCAGCGGAUACAGGACCAACAAGAACAGAUCCAACAACUGAAGAGUUCCGCCAAUGAACUGCGAGCAGAGAAACUACAUAUUUCUAGUAAUCUUCAGCGUCGCCAGCAAUUAGAAGAGCAAAGUGUAGAGAUGACCACUGAGCUACAGUGCCUGUCCAGAGAGAUCAGGGAAGCUCGAGAGCAAGUAUCCCCCCUGGAUAACACUAUGGAAAAACUUCAGCAGGAGAAGAAAGAAAUCCUACAGAGGAAAGACUCCAGCUACAGAGCAGUACAAGAAAGGCUAAAUGAUAUUAAAGAAAAAGUUAAAAAGAUCAGCUUGUAUGUGAAGGAUAUCGAAAAGUAUAUCAGUGAUGGAAGAGAAGAAUUCAAAGAGCAAAAGGAAACCGAGCUGCAGGACAUAAUAGCACGUCUUAAUGACAGUGAAAAGCAUAAAGAAGCAAUUAACAAAGAAAUGAUGACUAUUAGGCAGGAUAUUGAUACCCAAAAAAUACAGGAACGAUGUCUCCAGGACAAUUUAACACUCAGGAAACGACUGGAGGAGUUAAAGAAGGUUGAACAAGAACGAGAGCAACUACUGAAGGAAAUGGGGCAGAUGAAAGCUGCACAACUGAGAAAUGAAUAUCAAGACUUGGAAAACAAAAUUGAAACAUUGAAAACAAACCACAGCCUGGCUCUUGGACGUCAGAAAGGAUUUGAGGAUGAAAUCAUGCGGUAUAAGAAAGAACUUCGGGAACCCCAGUACAAAGAUGCUGAAGAGAAGCACAGGGAGAUGAUGAUUGUUAUGAGGACCACAGAGCUGGUCAACAAAGACCUGGACAUUUAUUAUAAGACACUGGACCAAGCCAUAAUGAAGUUUCAUAGCAUGAAGAUGGAAGAGAUCAAUAAGAUUAUUCGUGAUCUUUGGCGCAGCACUUAUCGGGGACAAGAUAUAGAGUACAUUGAGAUCAGAUCUGAUGCUGAUGAAAGUGUCUCAGCUUCUGAUAAGAGAAGAACCUACAACUACAGAGUUGUGAUGAUUAAAGGAGAUACUGCACUUGAUAUGAGAGGACGGUGCAGUGCUGGGCAAAAGGUUCUGGCAUCUCUUAUUAUCCGUCUGGCACUAGCAGAGACAUUUUGUCUGAACUGUGGAAUACUUGCCCUGGAUGAACCUACAACAAACCUGGAUCGUGAAAACAUUGAAUCUCUUGCACAUGCAUUGGUUGAGAUCAUCAAAAGUCGGUCAAGACAGCGAAAUUUCCAGCUGCUUGUGAUUACACAUGAUGAAGAUUUUGUGGAGCUUCUGGGGCGUUCAGAAUACGUGGAAAACUUCUACCGAAUUAAAAAGAACAUGGACCAAUGUUCUGAGAUUGUGAAGUGUGGUGUGAACACCUUGGGAUCUUAUAUGCGUUAGAAGUAGUUUGCAGGAUUUAUGCCAAAUCGAAAACCGUAAAUGCUGCUGAUAGUUUUUACACCUAGUGCUAUUAUUGUGGAUUUAUUUGUAAAGCCCGUUUUGACCCAGCUGCAGCUUGAUGCUAAGACACUUUUCUGUAUCUCUCAUUGGCCCCUCUUUACUUCCAUGGUGAAUGCAUGCUGUUAUGUACAUAGUGUGGGUUAAUGUUGUUGCACGUUAUAGCAGAUUGAUGAGACAUACUGGCCAGAUAUAGUUGGCUAAAAGCUCUGACCAUGCUGUGUGUUUAUAGCAGCCUGUAUUCACUAAACCGAUGACCAUGCAUAUACUUUAUGUACAUAUAAACAUGCAUGCAUAGACUCUUCUGGGGUUGAGCAAAAGCGUCAAUACAUGUAUUAAGCAAUUGUUACUUUGUCCAGCUUUUACACAGACGGCAAUACAAACAGAUGAAGGUUCUAAUCUUUCCCCACUCUGUUUAAAACUUUAGGUUGUGUUCACAUCUCUGUGCUUGAUACCUGUAGCUAAAACCUAACCUGCAAGUUCCCACUGUGCUGUACUGAAAGACACCAUUUCCCAAAAAAUGUGUGGAGCAUGCCUCCGCAGGACAGUCAAACUUCAGCAGCACUGUAACUAAUGUGCUAUAAUUCAUGUACAUUGUCCUAUGCAGUCAAACCUACAAGAUAAUUCACAAUUAAAAGAAGCCUUUUAUGUAUUGUUUGUUAAUGUUGUACUUUGUGUUGCAUAAAAAGAAGUACUACAAAAUGGAGAUGGCAUUUAGAAGACAAACACAGGCGAACAAAUAGUUUGACACUACAGGUUGAUUUAUUACAAAAAGUAAUGUAAGGGCUGUUCAACUGCCAUGCUCCACAAACAGCUAAAUAAGUUAUAUCUCAAUAUUGCCUUCCCAAGACACCACAACAAUGUAUGAAUGAAUGUAGAGUUUGCUGUAGGGUAGGAAAACAUUUUGCUCUCACUGGAAAAGGUUUUGGUGAAACGGCUACUAAAAGUUUCAAUUUCGGGAGGGAGAAAAUAUUUCACUGACACAUUUCUUGGAGAGAAAGCUAUUACUGAGGUUUAAAAAGGUAUACAAAAAAGCUUUUUGCAUGUGUCAUAAAUAAAUGUAUGCUGUUCCUUGUGGUUCUAUAAAUAAAGUUUUUUUUUUUUUCUUCA
Molecule: messenger RNA, 5358 nt
Organism: Rana temporaria (common frog)
Lineage: Eukaryota; Metazoa; Chordata; Amphibia; Anura; Ranidae
Gene: RAD50
Product: RAD50 double strand break repair protein
Exons: 26
Coding region: 253-4191 (1312 amino acids)
Biological process (GO): telomere maintenance via telomerase; telomere maintenance via recombination; double-strand break repair
Cellular component (GO): condensed nuclear chromosome; Mre11 complex; nucleus
Molecular function (GO): G-quadruplex DNA binding; ATP hydrolysis activity; double-stranded telomeric DNA binding
Source: RefSeq, a predicted model, not a curated record